AUGGCGCAGGUUCUUAACAACAUUGAGACCAACCGCCCGAGGAAUGAACAACUUCUGGAGCGUGUAGCUCAAAACACAGAGCGUCGUCCCGACAACUGUGUCACACUUGGGGACUUCAUCCGUGCACUACCUCCUGUCUUCACCCACCCCAAGGAGCCUCUUGAUGCUGAUGAUUGGCUUCGCACCAUCGAACGCAAGUUCAACGCUCUUCAUGUUCCACCAGGUGAACGCGUGAACUUCGCCACCUACCAGUUAGAAGGUGCUGCUGGUUCUUGGUGGGAAGGCCAACGCCAAUCUAGCGAUUCGGAUUCCGUCGUUCUAGAGAUGGAUCCAUUGGUCAAUGAACUCAAAAGAAAACUAGACUCCCUGAAAUCCUCCAUGGCGCAGCUAGAAGAAGACAACCCUCCUCGCAUCAUGGUCGCCAAGGUCGGCCACCUCACGCGCAACGUCCGCAACGGCGAGUAUGAUCCCGAUCACGUCUCCAUCGGCCCGUACAACUACCAUUGGCAACUCCCGACGCAACAGGACAAGCUGCGAAGCCUGGCCGUCGUGCUCUCGGCGGCGGAAGAACCCAGCAUGACGGUGGAGGUCUACCUCAAGGAGCUGGCGUGCCUCGAGGACAAGGCGCGGAGUUAUUACGCCAACACAUUCGAUGGCAUUACGAAACACCAAUUCGUCCACAUGCUCCUGCUCGAUGGCUGCUACAUACUCUCCCGCUUCUCGAGCUUCCCAGCAAAACACACUGCGCACGUUGCGGGGGCUGCCCGCUCUUCAGCGUUCGCCGCCUCCCUUGAAGAUUUGGCAGUGGUCCGCGACGUCUUCUUCCUCGCGGAGAACCAGAUACCGUUCUUCGUCCUCGAGAAGAUCGGCGAGCUGACAGUGUCAGACGGCAAGGCUCGCGUGGGUAGAUGUAUCGCGGAUCAUGCCCUUGAACUAAUGAAGGCACAAAGGUACGCAGUGGCAGCGCCGGCCAUGGUGCCUCCCGAGCUGACGGCCCCAGAGAAUCUUCUCCAUCUUCUGCAUAUGCAUUUGAAGCCACAGGAAACGGAUGCCCUAUUGCCAGGCCGAGGCACCACAGGGACAGGAAACGGCGCCGCCGAUAAAACCGUGUCUUCGGUGGGCCGGUGGCGCACGGCGACGGAGUACAGCUACGCCGGCGUGGAGUUCAGGAGCCAAGAGAUGAGCCAAAAGGGGGACGUGCGCUGCAUCCUGGACGUGAAGCUGGACAGCGGCGGCGGCACGCUGGUGGUGCCCCGCCUGGACAUCGACAACGAGACGUGGCGGCUGCUGCGCAACCUGAUGGAGCUGGAGCAGCGGAACCGGGAGGCGGUGGGGAGCCACGUCACGGCCUACUGCAUCUUCAUGUCCCAGCUGGCGAGUGACAGGAAAGACGUGGAGAUGCUGUCUAAGAGGGGGGUCAUCGUGCACGCCCACGGCAACGACGGCGAGGUGGCCCAACACUUCGCCGACCUCUGCAAGGGGAUCACGUUCGACAAAAGCGAUCCGAAUAUCAACUACUUGUGGGACACACGCCAGAAGCUGGACAAGCGGUCCCGGAGCUACCGCCGGAGGUGGAUGGCGUGGCUAAGGCGCAAGUACUUCAGCAACCCCUGGCUCGCCGUUGGGCUCCUGGCAGCUGCCAUCGGCCUAGUUUGCGAACUUGUCCAAGCAGUCUACUCUGCUUUGAGUUACAAACAAGCUUAG
Molecule: messenger RNA, 1704 nt
Organism: Lolium rigidum
Lineage: Eukaryota; Viridiplantae; Streptophyta; Magnoliopsida; Poales; Poaceae
Exons: 2
Coding region: 1-1704 (567 amino acids)
Source: RefSeq, a predicted model, not a curated record